This is a messenger RNA of Corticium candelabrum, 924 nucleotides long. RefSeq lists its product as uncharacterized. The record is from RefSeq and is a predicted model, not a curated record. Lineage: Eukaryota; Metazoa; Porifera; Homoscleromorpha; Homosclerophorida; Plakinidae. The transcript has 7 exons. Bases 11 to 814 code for a protein of 267 amino acids.
UCUUGUAGUCAUGAGCCAAGCGUCGGAAUCUCUCGCGACUUCAGUGUACCAUUCAGAGCGAGUCAAGUGCCUAGAAAUGUUCUACGGCGAAGGAUUCAUAGGCUCUGAAGUUGAAGCCAAAUGCAAGGGGUCUGUUGAGCAUCUUAAGCUAAAGGCUGGAGACUCGAUUCUAGAUGUUGGUGCAGGAUCCGGAGGUUUCGCUUUCUAUCUUGCAGAGAACGUUGGCGCUGUUGUUACAGCCGUCGACUAUUGUACAAACCUGGUAGAUUUGUGCAACGAACGAUGCAAGGAGAAAGGUCUUUCUGACAAGAUUACGUUUCUAGCAAGGGACAUGAGAACCAUGCAAUUUGAGUCUGAAAGGUUUGACGCAAUUUCUUUUUUGGGCAGUCUUAUUCAUCUAAAACGUGGAGACCAUCUUUCCAUCUUCAAAAACGUUAAAAAUUGGUUGAAGCCUGGUGGUCGAGUGCUAGCUCAUGACUUCGUAACAUGUGAUUGUCCCGCAACAUCAACACAAGAAUUCAAAGAUUAUCAAAAAAGGUUACAUUUUAAUGACGUCACGGUUGCUGACUACGAAGAGAUAUUUGAAACGGCUGGUCUCCGAUUGCUCCAAUAUCAACCAAGAAGAGAAUUCUACAUUCAAGACACUACUAAGAGACAAACCAAAGCGAAAGAAAACUGGAACGAAAUACUUAAGGUUGUGUCUAAGGAGACUCUGGAGCAUUGUUACAAAUUCUUUGCAGAAAAGCGUAAAUGGGCCGAGGAAGGUGCUCUGUUCCCAUGUAUCUUUCUAGCUGAAAGACCUCGUGAUAUGUAGACCGGUUGACCACGUUUCCUGUAAUGGCAUCUAGUGACCACGAUUGUUUCGCUCAUGCUACUUUGCGCUAGCUUAGUGUACGUAUACUCAGUUCAGGUAUUAAAAUUAUG